Messenger RNA from Mizuhopecten yessoensis (Yesso scallop), 1101 nucleotides. RefSeq lists its product as uncharacterized. The transcript has 2 exons. Lineage: Eukaryota; Metazoa; Mollusca; Bivalvia; Pectinida; Pectinidae. The coding region runs from base 1 to 1101 and encodes 366 amino acids. The record is from RefSeq and is a predicted model, not a curated record.
AUGGACUAUGGGAGGAAAUUAAAAAACAUUAUAAACAAAUCCACCAACUCCUCCUUCACAACAACACAAGUUGAGGGCAGGUACAAAACUAUUUUGGCCGCCUACAGGAAACAUAAAGACAACAUGAAGAAGACGGGGGCUGCCAGAAAAGACUUUCAAUUUAGAACAGAAAUGGAUGAAAUAAUGGGUGACUCUCAUUCAACUACCCCAAAGUUUGUUUUUGGAAGUGCAGAAUUGGCUGGUCCCAGUACUAGUGCAGAAUUGGCUGGUCCCAGUACUAGAGCAGAAUUGGCUGGUCCCAGUACUAGAGCAGAAUUGGCUGGUCCCAGUACUAGUGCAGAAUUGGCUGGUCCCAGUACUAGUGCAGAAUUGGCUGGUCCCAGUACUAGUGCAGAAUUGGCUGGUCCCAGUACUAGUGCAGAAUUGGCUGGUCCCAGUACUAGUGCAGAAUUGGCUGGUCCCAGUACUAGUGCAGAAUUGGCUGGUCCCAGUACUAGUGCAGAAUUGGCUGGUCCCAGUACUAGUGCAGAAUUGGCUGGUCCCAGUACUAGUGCAGAAUUGGCUGGUCCCAGUACUAGUGCAGAAUUGGCUGGUCCCAGUACUAGUGCAGAAUUGACUGGUCCCAGUACUUGUGCAGAAUUGGCUGGUCCCAGUACUAGUGCAGAAUUGGCUGAAUUGACUGGUCCCAGUACUAGUGCAGAAUUGACUGGUCCCAGUACUAGCGCAGAAUUGGCUGGUACCAGUACUAGUGCAGUAUUGGCUGGUCCCAGUACUAGUGCAGAAUUGACUGGUUCCAGUACUAGUGCAGAAUUGGCUGGUCCCAGGACUAGUGCAGUAUUGACUGGGCCCAGUACUAGUGCAGAAUUGGCUGGGCCCCGUACUAGUGCAGAAUUGGCUGGUCCCAGGACUAGUGCAGAAUUGGCUGGUCCCAGUACUAAUGCAGAAUUGGCUGGUCCCAGUACUAGUGCAGUAUUUACUGGUCCCAGUACUAGUGCAGAAUUGGCUGGUCCCAGUACUAGUGCAGUAUUGACUGGUCCCAGUACUAGUGCAGAAUUGGCUGGUCCCAGAAACAUCUCAUCGGACAGCGAUGGCCAUGACUAA